Molecule: messenger RNA, 937 nt
Organism: Perkinsus marinus ATCC 50983
Lineage: Eukaryota; Perkinsozoa; Perkinsida; Perkinsidae
Exons: 10
Coding region: 17-937 (306 amino acids)
Source: RefSeq, a predicted model, not a curated record
UCAAGGGUUUCUAGCAAUGUCUCGACCGCCACCAUCAUCGUCCGAACCCAGCGAGUUGGUGUCUGAGUCGGAAAGUGAUUGGGAACAGGAGGCUAAUGCCCGGUUGGCAGAGAGAAUGGAGUCGUUCAUGUCCUGUUUUGACGACGGAAUACAACCUAAGAGCGUCCUUGCCAAGAAGGAUGCAAUAGCGGAGCGAGUGAAGAAGGACAAGGUGGUCUCGAAGGCUCCGACUAAGAAAACGGAAUGGUCUUUCGCGGCUGAUAAUGGAGUGGAUGAGAAUGUCGAUGCACGAGAGAGGGAGGCCAUUGCAUCGAAUCGUCCGGAUUUCACAAGUGGAGAUUUCAUGGCGAGCUCUGUUGAGAAAAUGACGAAUACGAAGCGAGCAUCCUAUAUAGCACCCCCACCUUCUAAGAAGAAGCCUACUACAACGUCCCAGAGAGAGGACGAAGAGGAUAAGGUUUUCAACAAGGCGUUGCAAGAUAUGCUCAACUAUGUUUAUCCGAAGACCAAAGACAAGAAAUCUAAGCGACAGUAUAUGGAUGCGAAAUUUUCGGCUCUAGGCGGCAAGGUUGAGAAGGAGACCGGCCAUAAUAUCACUCACCUCCGAAAGAUGCGUGAAGAUCGCCAACGACUGGUCAAUGCGAGCAAAGAGAAGGCACAGUAUAUGGGCGUGAAUGUCUCGACGCUGAAGUAUACCACUGUAGGAGAUGCUGAUAGGGCACGAAAGAAAGCUGCCAGACAUAAACGUGAGGAAGCUGAUGCUAAGCUGAUGGAUUCGGUUGGUGCGGUCUUCACGGGCGGAAGGGGUAAAGGGACCGCUUACAAGGGAGGUAAAAUGAAAGAUGGGAUGCUCGCUGUGUCCAAGGAUAUUCUCAAGAAGUAUGGCGCUAAGUCGGGCGGGUCUGGAGGAAAAUCGAAGCCACGGAGAGGAAAAUAG